AUGCACUAUCUCGCCCUAAACAUUUCUUUCCUGUUGGUUGUCUCGGCUUCUUUUACCGCUGGUCAGAGUCCCACCCCAACUGCAAGCCCUACAAGCGCACCAGUAGUUGACGGAACAUGUGCUUCCCAAGAUCUGGUGGAUGAAUGUAUAGCAGCAAUGAAAAUCGGACUCAACAAAUGCGCAGAAGAUAAUUGGGAUUGCAAAUGCUCAGGCAUCGCAAACAUUUCCAACUGUUAUGCUGAUUGCCCAGACGACCCAAGUCAUUUCGCGGCCGAAUUAUCAAGCGAACAAAUUUGUGCUACUGCGAAUGCGUAUGAUAAAGGGUUGACGGCUGUUCCAACUACGUGGACUACACCCGGUCCUCGCGAAGCGACACCUACCGGUACUGUUGAUUAUGGAAGUGAAGUUACUACCACUACUGGGCCGACUCAGACAACUGUUGCAGACGAGGAAAAGAAAUCAGGUGGGAUUAUCGCUAUAAAAGUUACUGGUAGCUGGUUGGGACUUGUGGGGUUGGCAAUCGGGGUAAUACUAUGA
Penicillium taxi is the source of this 537-nucleotide messenger RNA. RefSeq lists its product as uncharacterized. NCBI's taxonomy places the organism in Eukaryota, Fungi, Ascomycota, Eurotiomycetes, Eurotiales, Aspergillaceae. The transcript has 3 exons. The record is from RefSeq and is a predicted model, not a curated record. The coding region runs from base 1 to 537 and encodes 178 amino acids.